GCGCAGGAGGUCGCUCCCCUGAUCCGCGAGUGCAAGUACAACCUCGGGCUCGCCUACGACGACGACGACGGCGACGGCAACAGCGGAGGGGUGGCCUCCUCGGGAGCGGCAAAGGACGUAUCAGGACUGAACUACCGAGGGCAUGGCCUGGUUAUCCCCUCCGACAAGAUCAAGCGUGAGCUGAACAAGUGCCUCGGCCUAGUGAACGAAGUCAAG
Molecule: messenger RNA, 216 nt
Organism: Prorocentrum cordatum
Lineage: Eukaryota; Dinophyceae; Prorocentrales; Prorocentraceae
Source: the annotation of a GenBank genome assembly